CAUAUCGGAAGUGGGCGGGUGAGGUCCCUCAAAGCGCAUUCGCGACUGGUUGCAGUCACGAGCGCUCUCUGCUCCGAUGAGCGGGGACAACGCCCGCGGACUAGGCAUGAAGGCGGCGAGUGUGGUGGUGUCAGCGGCGUCUGCUCCUGCAAUGGAGCCGGGCCCCUCCGUGUCCCCGGGGCCAUCGCGCUCCUUCAAAGAGGAGCUGCUGUGCGCCGUGUGCUACGACCCGUUCCGCGACGCGGUGACGCUGCGCUGUGGCCACAACUUCUGCCGCCGGUGUGUGAGCGGCUGCUGGGAGGUGCAGACGACGCCCUCGUGCCCAGUGUGCAAAGAACGAGCGGCGCCCGGGGAGCUGCGCACCAACCACACGCUCAACAACCUGGUGGAGACCCUGCUCCGCGAGGAGGCCGAGGGCGCGCGCUGGACCGGUCGCCGGUCCCCUCGCCCCUGCCGCGCGCACCGUGCCCCUCUUACGCUCUUCUGCCUGGAGGACAAGGAGCUGCUGUGUUGUGCCUGCCAGGCGGACGCUCGGCACCAGGAGCAUCGAGUGCAGCCCAUCAAGGACACUGCGCAGGACUUCAGGGCCAAGUGUAAGAACAUGGAGCAUGUGCUACGAGAGAAAGCCAAGGCCUUCUGGGCCCUGAGGCGCACCUACGAGGCCAUUGCGAAGCACAAUGAGGUACAGACGACUUGGCUGGAAGGCCGCAUCCGGGAUGAAUUUGACAAGCUCCGAGAUUUCCUGAGGGUGGAGGAACAGGCCACCUUGGAUGCCAUGAAGGAGGAGAGCAGAAAGAAGCACCUGUUGGCUGAGGAGAAGAUGAAGCAGCUGGCAGAGCAGACCGAGGCGCUGGCUCGUGAGAUUGAGCGGCUGCAGAUGGAGAUGAAGGAAGAUGACAUGACCUUCCUCAUGAAACACAAGAGCCGAAAACGCCGACUCUUCUGCACCGUGGAGCCAGCUCCUCUCCAGCCUGGCUUGCUUAUGGAUGCCUGCAAGUACCUGGAGUCUCUGCAGUACCGCGUCUGGAAGAAGAUGCUGGGGUCGGUUGAAUCUGUGCCCUUCAGCUUGGAUCCCAACACAGCUGCCGGCUGGCUCAAAGUGGCUGAUGACCUCACAAGUGUCAUCAACCAUGGCUACCGAGUGCAGGUGGAGAAUCCAGAGCGUUUCUCCUCGGCACCCUGCCUCCUGGGCUCGCAAGUUUUCUCGAAGGGCUCCCACUCUUGGGAGGUGGAUGUGGGUGGCCUGCCGAGCUGGCGGGUGGGUGUGGUGCGGGUGCAGGCCCAUGCACAGGCGCAGGCGCAGGCUGAUGUAGGUGGCGAAGGCCACUCACACAGCUGCUACCAUGACACGCGGUCAGGCUUCUGGUACCUAUGCCGCACGCAGGGUGUGGAUGGAGACCACUGCAUGACUUCAGACACGGCCACAGCCCCUCUGGUCCAGGCCAUGCCGCGCCGUCUCCGUGUGGAGCUGGAGUGUGAGGAAGGGGAGCUGUCCUUCUAUGACUCUGAGCGCCACUGCCACCUGUACACCUUCCAUGCCCACUUCGGGGAGGUGAGGCCCUACUUCUACCUGGGAGCUUCUCGGGGCGAUGGGCCCCCAGAGCCUAUGCGUAUCUGCCACCUGCGUGUCUCCAUCAAGGAAGAGCUGGACCUCUAAGCUGCCGGAGUCGGCCGGACACUGGGCGGUGGGCCUGUUUUGUCCCAGCGUCUCUUUCUGUAGCCCACCACUGACGCUCACGCAGCGUCCUUUUAUCCUGUCUUGUCUUUUCUGUAGCUCCAGGUGCUCCUGUGCCUCUCUCUGGCUUUGGUUUUGGUCCUUUUUCUGCCCCCAGGUUAAGAGCCACCCAGGAGAUGCUUGGCUGAGCCUUGGCUCCCACUAGAGUCAUGGCACAUUCAGGAUAUGGGUUUCCCUGAUUCCCUUUGCCCUAGAAUUGCUGGUGAUAAUGUUUUCUUGUAGAGUGGACAUUAUAAUGUAGGUGUGACUAUUCUUAGAGACGAUUUAGGCCAGCCUAUCAGGAGAGGCUUCUUGUUUGAGUCAGUUUGUCAUUUGUUUCCCAGGGAGAGGGCCUUAUUAGGCCACACAGGGUAGCCCCAGGAUUGGUUGAGAUAGGAGGGUGCAGAGCCUGCACCCAGGCUUUCCCACCCCAGUAGGACAAGCUAGAGAGUUGGUCUGAGGCCCCAGGAGUUUCCCCCCAGUUUGUCCAGCACUGACUGUGGGAACUCCAUAAGGUGCGGGUGACCUGGAAUACAGCUCAGAGUGCAGCCAGUGAGACGACAGCUGACGCUGGGCUGGGGCAGGAGCCUGAGGUCUGCUGCUCAUUCUGGGACAACGCUUUCUGAUGGCAUGGGAGUAGCCCUGAUUGGUCAGUUCGUGCUUUGACAGUUUCCUCUGAAACCAUCCAAGGAUACUUUAAAAAAACAUUUUUGUUUUUAAACUGUUUCUGCCCACUUUCUGGGCCUCAUUUUCAAUGUCUGUGAAUUGACAGUAGUCCUUGGAAGCCACAGAAGGAGAUAUGAAAAGAGGCCUCAGAGGGGAUGGUGUUUCAGUUAGAACUGUUGGUCU
Acomys russatus (golden spiny mouse) is the source of this 2563-nucleotide messenger RNA. RefSeq names its product tripartite motif containing 35 (gene Trim35). Gene Ontology annotation, biological process: positive regulation of apoptotic process; innate immune response. The record is from RefSeq and is a predicted model, not a curated record. The transcript is spliced from 6 exons. The coding region runs from base 77 to 1657 and encodes 526 amino acids. NCBI's taxonomy places the organism in Eukaryota, Metazoa, Chordata, Mammalia, Rodentia, Muridae. Gene Ontology annotation, molecular function: protein binding; zinc ion binding.